This is a messenger RNA of Seminavis robusta, 1026 nucleotides long. Lineage: Eukaryota; Bacillariophyta; Bacillariophyceae; Naviculales; Naviculaceae. The record is from the annotation of a GenBank genome assembly.
AUGGACGAAGAAGAUGACUUCGAUGUACUGGAUGUGGUGGCAGCACGAAGCAGGGGUCUCACUGAUGCUGAAGUUCAAAAGUGGGAAGCCUAUGAACUGGUUGCAGCAGCAGCACAAAGAAGAGAAGAAGCGCAGGUUCGACGGACAUCCAAAGAGGAACCCAAAGAAGAAGAUGGCGAAUUCAUCAUGAACGUUAUAAGAGAACGACAAGCAUUAUCCUCGCAGCCGGAAGCGUUAUCCUCACAGCGGCCAGCAAAACCUUCUGACAAUCAGGAUGAUCAUCGGCCUGAAGAGACGUCCAUGCUCCCUGGGGCUUAUGCAGCAGCACCUGGUACAGAGUUGCAGAGGAGAGUACUAGUAACAACUAGUCACGGAAAAUCCUCCUCGGGUGGUUCUGAAGAAUCUUCUGCUGCUGUGGACUGCAGUGCUGCUUGUGAAAUCGAUGGGAAUGAAGCUUCUGUUUCGGGCAAUGAUGGUGGGGAUUUAUUGGUUGUGGCCAAUCCAGUGGAUGAUACAAUUCCAAAUAAUGGUAUUAUUCCCGUGGCUCAAGAUUACAAUAAUGCUGAGAACAAUAAUAACCGAUACGUGCAAGGAGAGGAAAGCAUCAGGCAACAAAAAACAAGAAUUCUGGUUGGAGCGAUUGGUUUGGCAGCUGUGAUCAUGAUUGUGUUUGCUGUUGUUCUUCUGUCUCUUACUGCUGGCAAGCAAUCUGCUGCGGAGGAGGAGGGUGACCACGCAUUAUUGGAUCCAAAUAUUGAUGAUUCAUCAACCUUUUCUCCUUCAUUGGUCCCACCAUCGUUGCCACCCUCAGCUGCUCCGUCCCAAGCUCUGAGUGCAUUCUUGGAACAGCUUCCUGCUUUCACACACUCCACUUUACACAAUGUAACCAGCCCUCAGGGUCUUGCCUUCAAUUGGCUCCAGGAUUAUCCAAAUGUCACAUCACUGGAGGACUGGAGAAUAACACAAUUAUUUGCCUUGGCAACAUUCUUUUAUGCAUUUGAGGGGCCGAGGUGGAGACAAGAAUAA